AAAAAAGAUACGCUUAUUUAGCCCAUUAUACAGUACAAAAAUACGAUUCUCAUGUUCCUAUGCUAUAUUUAUAAGCCACACUAUAUCCCCUGCUUUCAUUUCUUUCUAUGCUUAAUUAGAUAUGUGUUUGGAUUCCUCCGCUCCCCUUUCUCUUUCUUCUUCUCUUCGCCUUUCUUCUGUCCAUUCUUGAAUUCAUUCUUUCAUUUCUGAUUUGUCAACACUAACAACCAUGAGACGAAACUGCAACCUUGAACUCCGCCUUUUUCCCUUCUCCGAUCCCGACUACCAUCCGCCGAUACUGGAGAAGGAGAGUAAAAAUGAGCAAAGCCCACAGCAAAAUCAACAGCUUACUAUUUUCUACAAUGGAACGGUUUGCGCUUGUGAUGUUACGGAGCUCCAAGCGAGAGCCAUUCUAUUCCUAGCAAGUAGAGAAAUGGAAGAAAAACAGAGAACCCCAACCCCAACUCCGACGCCGACUCCAAGUGGGUCAGAAGUAGCUUCUCCAAAUUUGCCAUCUCAACUGUGUAGCCCUAUAGCUGCUGGUCUUUCGAUGAAGAGAUCCAUCCAACGUUUCCUCCAGAAGAGGAAGCAUAGGGUCCAAGAAAAUUCUCCUUACAAUCAUUAAUUAAUCUUAAUAUGCAUGCAUGGAGCAUUAGUUAGCUUUUGAAUGAGAAAUGAAAAACUGCUAAUGUAGGAUAAAUUUGAGUUAAUUAUUUAAUAUCUAGCUCUCUAGAGGAAUCCUUCGGAUGAAUGGAUAUAUCUGCUAUGAGGUUUGUAAAUGAUGAUUAAUUAUUGUAUUAUAUAUGUAUGAGUUAAUAGCUGAUGUUCUCUUCUUACAAUUAUAAUACAUAUCUUUAUUGUUUUUUUUUUA
Manihot esculenta (cassava) is the source of this 871-nucleotide messenger RNA. Its product is annotated as protein TIFY 5A. Gene Ontology annotation, biological process: regulation of jasmonic acid mediated signaling pathway; response to wounding; regulation of defense response. The transcript has 3 exons. Gene Ontology annotation, cellular component: nucleus. NCBI's taxonomy places the organism in Eukaryota, Viridiplantae, Streptophyta, Magnoliopsida, Malpighiales, Euphorbiaceae. Bases 230 to 625 code for a protein of 131 amino acids. The record is from RefSeq and is a predicted model, not a curated record.